GCAACACAAAUGGUUGAUGCCAAGCAAGUGUUCCGAGAGCUCAAGCUCCAUGGACUGACCCUUCAUUCGGACGCGUUGAAGCGGCUCUUGUCUGAGUUGACGAACCAGCCAACUCUUGUCCUCGAAGAUGUCGUGUUUGCCAUCAAGAACAGCAUCGAUCGAAGCAAACUGAAAACAAGCGUCGUGACCCAAGAUGCGCUUGAAAGCGCGCUGGACACGCUCUUGAACGUAUCUUCGGACAACGACUAUCAAUGCAUCCAAGUCUUCAAUGCAUUUGAGCAACCAAAGCUCGUUUAUCACCCGUCGACGAAAUCGUAUGAGGUCUCGGCAGAUCCGUCACGGAAGCUUCAUGCAAGCUCCACCCACCGCUUGUCCCUAUAUCGAGAAAGGUUUGCCGCGUUGGAGCGUCGAGUCCUGCGGCACAAGUCGUUUGCGAAGCCAGUUGCAUCGACCACGCGGCAGUACAACUUUCAAGACAUCAGUAGGAUUGAAUCCCUGUUGGGAGUCACAGGCACGAAGCGCGUGCUUGGGAUGCUGGGUCAAGACGAACGGAAGCGAGUGUACCUGGAAGACAUGACGUCUCGCAUCUACCUCGAUGUUUCCGAAGCGAAGUUUACAAACGGGAUUUUUACCAGCAGCUGCAUCGUCCUCGUCGAGGGCCAAGUACUCGACGAUGUGUUCCAUGUCGAGACAAUCGGGUCGCCCCCCCCAGAGCUCCGCGAACAGUCGCUCCAUGUCCUCUCGGGCGUUGAUGCACUCGGAGUCGAAGUCUCCACGCAGCAACUGGCCCAAAUCAAACAACUUGAAAGCGAACAGGAAUUGGAUUGCUUUGUCGUCCUCUCGGACGUCCAUCUCGAUGAACCGGACGUGCUGAAGCGACUUGAUGCGUUGUUCAGCGGGUACGAACCGUUCACGCCGACGCUGUUCAUCUUUAUGGGCAACUUCACGUCCACCCGCGUGGGGUAUGGCUACGGCGCCGAGUCCACAACCAUUCGGACCCUCAAGCAGCUCUUUGAUGAUCUCGCGACGCUCAUCCUCAAGUACCCAGCGCUUGUGGAGAAAUCGCAGUUCCUGUUUGUACCUGGCCCCAAUGACCCUGGGGCGCCCGACGUCGUUCCUCGCCAUGCGGUGUGUCGCAUGGGUCGAAUCGUUUCCUUCGGUUGGGGACUUAUCGUGGCGCUAGUUGCCCACCGUGUGCACCGAAGACUUUAUCCGACGAAUUCCGUCUGCAAUCAUGUCCAGCAACCCUUGCCGAGUUCGUUACUACACCAAGGAUUUUGUCAUCUAUCGCGACGACUUGCAGCACAAGAUGAGCAAGGCGAGUUUGUUUCCUCUUUCGACGGACACUGGUAGCAACGACGUGUCUCGACACGUACGAGCCAUUCCCACUCGAUGAUAUGGUCGAACAGGAUCAAUUUGUGUAGCUCGUGAAAACUCUCGUUGACCAAGGCCACUUGUGUCCACUGCCCAUUCCGGCGCGUCCGAUCCACUGGGCGUACGACUCAUCCCUGCAACUGUUUCCCUUGCCCGCAGUGCUCAUCUUGGCGGACAAGUGCGACCAAUUUCAAGUCAACUAUGCAGGGGUGUCGGUAUUCCACCCAGGUCCAUUCCACGUCGACUACUCGUUCGUUUUGUACCGUCCAUCGACCAACACGGCGGAGAUUAGCCGAGUCGAUCUGGAUUAGCUUCGUCGUAAGCGCUAAUGCAUACGACACAGCAAUGGAUUGCAA
Aphanomyces invadans is the source of this 1730-nucleotide messenger RNA. RefSeq lists its product as hypothetical. The record is from RefSeq and is a predicted model, not a curated record. Gene Ontology annotation, cellular component: epsilon DNA polymerase complex. Gene Ontology annotation, molecular function: DNA binding. Gene Ontology annotation, biological process: DNA-templated DNA replication; error-prone translesion synthesis. The coding region runs from base 10 to 1353 and encodes 447 amino acids. The transcript is spliced from 10 exons. Lineage: Eukaryota; Oomycota; Saprolegniomycetes; Saprolegniales; Verrucalvaceae.